AGCGCGCGGGGUGGGGGCGCGGGGCGCGGCGCUCGGAGUCCACUCGGGCCGGAGGCGGCUCGGAGCCGGGGGCCCAGCCCGGGAAGCGCGAGGAGCCGGGCAGCUCAGCGGAGCCCGCCGCCCGGGACAUGGCCAAGGCGGGCCGUGCAGCAGUCCUCAACAUGCUCUCCUGCCCAAUGGACCAACAGCAUCUCUUUAAGGUGGCCCCACCCCGGGCGGCGGUGCCCCCUGGCACCUUCGAAAUGUCCUCAGCGACUCAGUGGAGAGCUCGGAUGAUGAAUUCUUUGAUGCAAGAGAGGAGGUGGCUGAAGGGAAGAAUGCCAUCCUCAUCGGGAUGAGCCAGUGGAAUUCGAAUGACCUGGUGGAGCAGAUGGAGACCAUGGGCAAACUGGAGGAGCAUCAAGGAGAAGGGAGCGCGCCCUGCACGUCCAGCGUCCUGCAGGAGAAGCAGAGAGAGCUGUACCGGGUCUCCUUGAGAAGACAGAAGUUCCCGGCCCAAGGAAGCAUUGAGAUCCACGAAGACAGUGAGGAAGUCUUCUCCCAGCGCUCCUGCAAGACGCAAGUGCUCCUGCUGGUGCUGCACGGGGGGAACGUCCUGGACACGGGCUCGGGGGACCCCUCCUGCAAGGCAGCCGACAUCCACACGUUCAGCUCCGUGCUGGAGAAGGUCACACGCGCCCACUUCCCUGCGGCCCUGGGCCACAUCCUCAUCAAGUUUGUCCCCUGUCCUGCCAUCUGCUCCGAGGCCUUCUCGCUGGUCUCCAACCUCAAUCCCUACAGCCACGAUGAGGGCUGUCUCAGCAACAGCCAGGACCACGUCCCUCUGGCCGUGCUGCCCCUGUUGGCCAUCUCCUCCCCACAGUACCAGGAUGCGGUUGCCACCGUCAUCGAGCAAGCCAACCAGGUCUACGCAGAGUUCCUCAAGUCCCCGGACGGCAUCGGCUUCAGUGGGCAGGUGUGUCUCAUCGGGGACUGUGUGGGGGGCCUCCUGGCCUUUGAUGCCAUCUGCUACAGUGCGGGGCCCUCGGGCGACAGCCCUGGCAGCAGCAGCCGGAAGGGGAGCGUCAGCAGCACGCAGGACGCCCCGGGGGUGGAGGAGGAGUGCAGUCUGGCCAGCAGCAAGCGGCUCAGCAAAAGCAGCAUUGACAUCUCCAGCGUGUUAGAGGAUGAGGAGCCCAAGAGGCCGUUGCCACGGAAACAGAGCGAUUCCUCCACCUAUGACUGCGAGGCCAUCACCCAGCAUCAUGCCUUCCUAUCAAGCAUCCACUCGAGCAUGCUGAAGGAUGAGGCCGAGCCCCCUGCGGUCAGCCUGGGCCGCUUGGACUUUGACGUGUCUGACUUCUUCCUCUUCGGCUCGCCCCUGGGCCUGGUCCUGGCCAUGCGGAGGACGGUGCUGCCCGCGCUGGACGGACUCCAGGUGCGUCCGGCCUGCAGCCAGGUCUACAGCUUCUUCCACUGCGCAGACCCUUCCGCCUCACGGCUUGAGCCGCUGCUGGAGCCCAAGUUCCACCUGGUGCCGCCCGUCAGCGUGCCCCGCUACCAAAGGUUCCCGCUGGGCGAUGGACAGUCCCUCCUCCUCGCGGAUGCCCUGCACACCCACAGCGCCCUCUUCCUGGAGGGAAGCUCCCAGGGAAGCCCGCCGAUGGUGGAUGCCCCCGCCUCGCCCCCUCAGGCCCCGCGGCCCCAGCGCCCGGGGCGGAGGAUGAGCCAGGGCAGCUCGCACAGCGAGAGCUCCGAGUCCUCAGACAGCCUGGCACCCGUCGGCGCCUCCUGCAUCACAGCCAAGUGGUGGGGUGCCAAGCGCAUCGACUACGCCCUGUACUGCCCUGAGGUCCUCACCGCCUUCCCCACUGUGGCGCUGCCCCACCUCUUCCACGCCAGCUACUGGGAGUCCACGGACGUGGUGGCCUUCAUCCUGAGACAGGUGAUGCGCUAUGAGAGUGUGACCAUCAAGGAGAGCGACGGCUUGGAUCCUGCCACCCUGAGCCCCACUAACCCACGAGAGAAGUGGCUUCGUAAGAGGACCCAGGUCAAGCUGCGGAACGUCACUGCCAACCACCGGGCCAACGACGUGAUUGCCGCCGAAGACGGCCCCCAGGUCCUGGUGGGACGGUUCAUGUACGGGCCCCUGGACAUGGUGGCUCUGACGGGAGAGAAGGUGGACAUCCUGGUGAUGGCGGAGCCGUCCUCGGGCCGCUGGGUGCACCUGGACACGGAGAUCACCAACAGCAGCGGCCGGAUCACCUACAGCGUGCCGAGGCCCCGGCGCCUGGGGGUGGGCGUGUACCCCGUGAAGAUGGUGGUCAGGGGCGACCAGACCUGUGCGAUGAGCUACCUCACGGUGCUGCCCCGUGGCAUGGAGUGCGUGGUAUUCAGCAUCGACGGGUCCUUUGCCGCCAGCGUGUCCAUCAUGGGAAGUGACCCCAAGGUCCGGCCGGGGGCAGUGGACGUUGUCCGGCACUGGCAGGACCUGGGCUACAUGAUCCUCUACAUCACGGGACGGCCGGACAUGCAGAAGCAGCGGGUGGUCUCCUGGCUGUCCCAGCACAACUUCCCACAGGGCAUGAUCUUCUUCUCGGACGGGCUGGUGCACGACCCGCUGCGGCAGAAGGCCAUCUUCCUCCGCAACCUCGUGCAGGAGUGCUUCAUCAAGAUCAGCGCUGCCUAUGGCUCCACGAAGGACAUCUCCGUCUAUAGCGUGCUGGGCCUGCCGCCCUCCCAGAUCUUCAUUGUGGGCCGGCCCACCAAGAAGUACCAAACCCAGUGCCAGUUCCUGAGCGAGGGCUACGCCGCCCACCUGGCCGCCCUGGAGACCAGCCACCGCGCGCGCCCCAAGAAGAACAACUCGCGGAUGGUCCUGCGCAAGGGCAGCUUCGGCCUCCACGCGCAGCCCGACUUCCUCCGCAAGCGCAACCACCUGCGCAGGACCAUGUCGGUGCAGCAGCCCGACCCGCCCGCCAACCCCAAGCCCGAGCGCGCCCAGAGCCAGCCCGAGUCCGACAAGGACCACGAGCGUCCCCUGUCCGCGCUCAGCUGGGCGCGCGGGACCCCGAAGUUCGAGUCGGUGCCCUGAGGGUGGGCUGUGCGUGGAGCAGGGGGCCCCUACCUGGCUGCCUGCGGGGACGGGAGUGGCUGCCUUCUCCCGGACACAGGCCCUUUCUUGCUUUUUCCCUCCCGUGUCUGUCCAGUAGUGUCUGACCACAGGGGGGAGGGGCCCUACCCGGCCUUGGGGGGGCUCCCUCGGCUGCCAGGGGGUGAGAUCCCCGGUCUCAGUGCAGCCACUGCUGCCUCCCGGGUGCCUGCGGCUUCAAGCCCUAAUCGGGGUUGAUGUCUGUGAGGUGGGUGCAGGCCUGCCCGGGGCUGGAGUGUUGGACAAAGGCAACCAUCUUUCUGGGUCCUCCGGGCUUCCAAGGUCAUGCGAGGCAGGCCCCGAAGGGAGAAGCCCCCAGACCGGGGAUCCAGGGCCGCUGGCAGGUGGAGAGGCGAGUGGCAUUGGUGCCUGAUAUCCUGAGUCACCACCUUGGGUGUGGCUCUCCUAUGGCAAAGCGGCCACUUUCUGGGAGAGAAGAGGGUGCCCCCUGGGCCAAGCUAUGUUCAGGUGUCUGUCCCCAGCCCUGGGGGGAGGGGUCUGGUGCUGACGGGCUGUCCUGCAGCUGUUCAAGUCCCGCCUUCUGUCCUCAGUACCUUCACCACUCUCCUAUGGCCUGGAGGGCAGUUGUUCCUCUUUCUGGAGUCCUGCCUGGUGCCGUCCCCUGUGAGGCUGCGGCCUUGGGCUCUGGCCUAGCUGGGCUGGCUGUGAGCCCUUGAGCCAGCUGCUUGCCCUCUCUGGGCCCUGCCUUCCUAUGUAAUUGCGGGAUCUCCCCAGCUGAGAUCAGAUGGGGGCGCGUUUUGACUCCUAGGCUAUCCCGCACUUCUGCCCCAUGAGGCUUUCCAGGCCCUGAGCUCCUCAGGAGGGCCCAGGGAUCCAUCCUGUCCCCACAGUCGGAGAGUGGGACUUAGAGUGGGCGGGAGGGAGCAGCUAUUGCCCCACCGCUUCGGAGGCGCCCCUGGGGCUGGGGGAGGGGUCCCUGCUCCGUGAAGAGGUGGUUUUGUACUGAUGCCCACACCCACUGUCCCAGGAGCAGAGACACCGCCCCAGAGGGCAUGGAUUUGGCUCCUCCUCUCCAGCGCGGCCCAGUCUGAUUCCUCCCUUUUGGCUCCUGGAAGGUGUAGAGCUGAGAUCCCAGAGUUCUGGGGUAGUUUUGGCUCAAACUGUUGUAUUCCCCUUCUUCCCCUUUGCCACUCAGCUUGGUUUGGUGCCCAUAACUUCCUCCUGGAUCAUCCCCUGAGGUUGGUGGGGCUUAUAGCUCUCCUGGGGCCCCUCGAAGCUUGUCCAGGCCCUCGUGCUGCUGGGCCCCUGGCCUGGGCACUGGUCUCCUGCAGCGUGGGCCGGGCUCUGAGCCCCUUGUGCUGUCACUGAGGCGGCCCAGUGCUCUGUGUCACGGGCCAGGCCGCCCCAGCGCCCGGACAGCUGCAUACACAGCAGGCACCUGUGUCAGCUCAGUGUCGCUUCUGCUCAAUGUCUACCUCUUGCAGUUCCCAUGUGGCCAGUGUCUUCCCUGAUGGCCGGCCGCUGCUGGUGGGGGCGGCUGGCACCACUGGCAGGCAAACAGGGCGCCCGACUGGGCUGGAGGGGUCAGGGAUCCCAGCCCCUAACCCUGCUCUCUCGACUAGAAAUGUGUCUUCUCCAGUCUGCCCGCUCCUGCCACCCCAGCCUGCCUGUCUGCCAGCUCUCUGCGCCCCUUCAGCCCAGCACCAGCAUUUCAGCAGCACCGAGCAACUCUGCUGGGAAGGGGCGGUCACCCCAGGCUUGUCUCUAGUCCUGCCUCCGGGCAGUUCACAUUCCUCCUUCACAUGACAUCUUUCCCGGCAUCCUUGAGGCACCAGCUCAUGUGGCUUAGCCACCUCAACCCUAAUCCUUCCCUUCCCUCCCAAAUAGCCCUGAACUCAACUUGGGCAGACGUAUUCUGAUUCUCUGAAACCCCAUCUCCUCUUUGCAGAAGGCACUGAUGUAUUACUCUCAAAUGAUAAAAUAAUUAGCGUGAGAUCCUCCUCCCCCCCCCCCCCCCCCCGUCCGAUUCCCUUUGCCUUUCCUGAGAACCCCAGGCUUGGAGCCGGAGGGAGCAGGCAUGCGGACACUGGGGAAUUUGUGUCCAUGCUGAUUUUGGGGGUGGGAGCUGGGAUGUGGGACCUAGGGGGAGGGCCCCCCUUCCUUUCUGGAGCUCUGAUUGGGGCUCCGAAGCCUCGCCUGGGAUGUGAGGGUGUACAGUGAGUGCUGCGGGCGGGCGCUCUCGCAGUGUUAGUGGGUGUGACUGUGUGGUUCUGUCUAGUGACCAGACUCGACAUCGUAGGUUUCAGUUCUGCUUUUCACAGCAACUGUAACCAAUAAGCACUUUCUCUAAUGGUGGUUUGUUGCAUUUUGUUCGUCCAGUUUUGUUGGAGAAAAACAAAGAGCCGAGUCUCGUGUUGUUCUCCGGAGGGGCCGCUGCCCCUCCCCAAGUAGUCCCGUGGCCCCAGUCGGCCGUUUCCUGGCGAAUCCCUCCAGCCCCCGUGAGCCGGCUCCACCGGGGCCGGAGGGCGGACUUCCCUGCCUGACCAAAGCGCCCCGUUUCUCCGUGGCAUGUUUGUUCCUCCCAGUUGGGAGGCUGUCCUGCUGGAGGGCCCCGGCCCGCCUGCCGCCUGCCUGUCCCUUCACCUUGUUGGGGGUUCAGGGUGCAUCCACAGCCAGGGCCUGCCUGUCCCUUCGUCCUGUUGGGGGUUCAGGGUGCAUCCACAGCCAGGGCCUGCCUGUCCCUUCGUCCUGUUGGGGGUUCAGGGUGCAUCCACAGCCAGGGCCUGCCUGUCCCUUCGCCCUGUUGGGGGUUCAGGGUGCAUCCACAGCCAGGGCCUGCUUGCGUGGCAUCAUGUUUUUUUUUCUAAAGAGUUCGACUCCUCCCUUAGGCUUCAGAAAAUAUGAAAAAAAGGGAGACUUUUCAUGCAUUUGGAUGAGCGGCCCUCCUGCCCGAACCCUGGGCCAGAGAAAACAAACACGUUUGCACCCCAGUAUUCAGACAUCACUAGGGGGUGGGCUCUCUGGGUCUCCUUUUACCACUCUGGACCCAGACCCAUGCCCAGAAGUGUCCUGCAGGCAAAGCGUGGCCCCCAUUUCUCAGUGAAAGCUGGGCUUGAGGCAGCGUGCAGCUGUGGCGUGGCUCUGCGUGGACACCCCCACCCAGCCCAGGUGCAGCCGGCCCGGGAGGGGUGCCCGGGCUGCGAAGGAGCCUCAAAACUGACCCCGCCUUAAACAACCAACUUUCCAGCUGAACCCCAGGGGUGUGGGUGCCCAGUGUGCCGGGGACCUAAUCUGCCACCAGAAGUCACCUCCCUCCUUCUGCUGCCUCUGGGUUUGGGGGAACUUUCUUAAAAAAUCAUACUUAGGGUCAAGUCCAAGCAUUGAGGCCUGGUCUGGGUCCUGCUCUCUUUGCUGAGAAACCGAGAGGGUGGUUGGGGUAAAUACCAGUUGGACCUCACUCUCGUGGGGACAAGGAGUGGCAGGUGACACCAAAGAGGGGCAGGACAGGAGGGUGGCUCGCUCAUGGGGACCCCCACCCUCGGACCCCACCGUCCUUUCUAUUUGUUUACUUGGUGGUGGCAGCCUGUCCGGUCUUGUUCGCCGUCUGACUGUUCCUGUGUGUACCUCUCAGUAUUGUCCGUGGCGGGUGGAUCUGUGGGGGAAAAGGUUUCUACCCCUCAUGGCUGCCUUGUACAAAAUCCGUUAGAAAAGAACAUGUUGACUAUCAGAUUUCUAACGAGACAAAAACAGCAUUACGGAGUUAAAAGAUUUUUACAACGGGUCUUGAUUUUGAUGUGAGCUGGUUUUUAACUCUCAAACGUUGUCUCUUAAAUAAAAACCUUAUUUGCCUUUAAAA
Myotis myotis is the source of this 6947-nucleotide messenger RNA. It is a transcript of the gene PITPNM3, whose product is annotated as PITPNM family member 3. Gene Ontology annotation, cellular component: cytoplasm. Gene Ontology annotation, biological process: phospholipid transport. The record is from RefSeq and is a predicted model, not a curated record. Gene Ontology annotation, molecular function: phosphatidylinositol binding; phosphatidylinositol transfer activity; phosphatidylcholine intramembrane carrier activity. The transcript is spliced from 21 exons. Lineage: Eukaryota; Metazoa; Chordata; Mammalia; Chiroptera; Vespertilionidae. Bases 335 to 3073 code for a protein of 912 amino acids.